AUUGGCCUUCAAAACGAACUUUAAUGGAUGCAUUCGACGAAUGCACCCACAGUCUGCUCGAUGUGGUCACCCAUCUGGCUACUUUGUUGGCCGCCCAGGAGAGUGGCCCGAAACGGCCAACAGCUGCGUCUGUGGCCAAAAAGCGCAGCUGGAUUUUCGAGGCUCUGCUGCGGAAUGGUACAAUGCCGUCCUCCACCAAGGAGGCGUUCUUGCGGAAGGUGUACCUAGAAAUGAGCGGCGAUCGAAAAAACGAAAUGUUGCGACACUUUCAGCACAUACUCGGCUCUCAGGAUCCAUUCAUCGCGGAUGCUGUCAUCCCUUUGCAGAUGGAAUCUGAUGGCUGGAAGGUUUCAAGGUUCAGACUCAAGCUGUUGCAGCCAGGACCACUGCAGCUAAAUAAACCUACCGACGGCAGUGAAGGCUAUGCCGCUCUAAAUGACCGUAAAAGAACGAUGUUAACGUCCGUCGAUGAUUUGCGACGGCAAGGCAAGCCACUCCAGUUCCAGCCCCGCUUUGAUUUUCUAUUGAGCAGAUUCGGUGUGCACCGCGCUGCCCCCAAGCGCCAGCAGUUGGUGGCCGCCUCCGUGACUUGCUCCGCCAUCUCAGAGUCCAUGGCUCGCAUAAGGGAGCCCAAGGACCAAAUGAUGCGCUUGACAUAUCGCCUGCCGCUGCCAGUAAAAAGCCCUUUGCCGGGUCAGAUGGGCCGGGAAAAGCUGGAGAGGAACUUCAUCGCCGAGGGCAAGCCUGAGAAGCACUUUUUGUCGGAUAUCAGCAUGAGCAAUGAACUGUUGCUUCUUCAGAACAAAGAUUUGGUGCUGUACUACAUCGAUCAGGCAGAGCUCAUUGAUCAUUUGAAGAAGGCCGCCGCUGGCCUGCAAUCGGAGACGUUCGAGUGCCCAGCCGGAGGCGGGGAUCAGCUCCAAAUAAAAAGAAACACUACAGUGCGGACUGUGCUGCCCGAGGUGCUGUCCGAUUUUGUACAGCCCUUCCUAGAGUCUGGCACCGCCUUCCGUCGCCUGAGUGCCCGCAUCAAGAGCCGAGGACCUCGUCUGGAGGGACCCCUUAAUCGGGCCAUGCGGGACACCAUCAUUGAUUUUUUGUCCACCAAUCGACAGUUUUUUCUCUCCCUGCCCGCCGAAAGCUUUUCGCAGCUGCUGAUGAGCGCCCAGCCCGCCAUGCGACUGCUGCAGCAUCUCGAGAGAAUGUUCGAGACGGAACCUAGUUUGAACUUGCACUCUGGUGUUUCGGGGACAUUUAUACUAGCCAGCAUCGGGUCGGCCAUCGACACGUGCAGCAAUACCGACUUCUUGCAGCUGCUGAUGUAUUUGCUAAAGUGCAUGUGCCAGACCUACUUUGCGCAGCUCCAGCGAUGGGUCUACAAGGGCGAACUAGACGAAGCGGUGAACGAGAUCUUUAUCAGACGCCGUGCGCCAUUGGAUCGACAGAUCGACGAGUGCAGCAAAGAGUUCUUCGAUAAGGGAUAUCAGGUGCACGAGGAGGAAGUGCCAGACUUCUUGUCGGGCUGCGAAACUGUCAUUCUCCAUUGUGGAAAAUACAAUCGCCUGCUCAAGGCUUGCAAUGCUCAGCAUCCCGCCUUUGAUGUGGCAUACCCCGAUAUAGUUGUUUGUCUCUCGGAGCAGCAGCUUACGACGAUGCGCAGGAACUUGAACGAUAAAUACAACAGGAUCCGACAAACCUUUGAAAAGUGCAGCAUGAAAAGCAUCUUUGAGGAGCGGAUGGCAUCCAAGCUUCGUUUCAAGAACCGCAUGGUCGAGCGAACGGAGUCCUUUAUUGCUGCCUGGGAGGAGGAGCAGCGCGAGCUCCUCCUGGAAUCGAAUGCCAAAAAGCGGCUGCUCUACGACAAGAUCAACGCAGAGCAGGAACUCCAGCAAAGGAAUCGUGUCCAGCAGCGCCGCCUGGAGGUCGUUCAAGAGCUGCAGCAUCAGCGGGACCGUGAACGGUACGAGGAUCAGCUGCUGGAACGGGAGAAGCUGGCUCUGAUAAAUAAAAUACAAGUACUCCGACAGCGGGACCUGGCAGCCGAGGAUGCUUCAGGAUGGGAAAUGGCCGAGAGCCCAGAUAAUAGUUCAAAUACCAGCUUUAAAUCUUGCCUUGAAGGCACAGACGCAGAUCUACAGACAGACGCAGACCCUUCUUCAUCGGUUGAUGAAGAACAAAAAGCAACAGACCCCCCUAAAUCCGUCGAUGAAGAACAAAAUGCAGUAGACCCAGAGCCUGCCCCUGCCUCUGUUGUGCCAUAUCAAAGAACUCACUCGGAUGUUCUGAAUUCCAACGAAGAAGAGCCCUCUUUACCCUCAGAGCUGAACCGCAAUCGUCGGAAAAUGUUGUCCUCCGCGCUGUUGCAGGAAUGCCAAUCGGAGGUGCAUCUGGAGGAGUCGUCAAGCACAGGAACAGAGCUAAGGGCCUUCCUGCCUCCGGACAUCAACAUGAACCUCAAUAGGUUGGAGGAAACCACUGAGCAGAGUGAUCUGCAGCGGAACCGACAGCGUAUGCUGCAGCAUGAUGGCUUCAAUGCCUUCAACUCCAUGGAGGAUGUGCACACCGAGCGCGUCAAGUGCCAGCUGAGGUCGGACUCGCCGCUGGCCAGGAAUCGGCGACGGGUGAUGGCAAGCGAGUUUGAUAUUCCGAGCAUUUGCAGAAAAAUUACCAUCCCAUUGUCCUCGAUUGCGGAGAGCGGCUUGCACUUGCCCCUCGAACUGAACAAGCUACAUUUGGAGGUGCCUCUGGAUGCUGCUACUCCCAUGUCCACCACAUCCGAUGUGGAUAUCGAUGGGCUCUCCGACCACAAUCCUUUCAAAGAAGAAGAGUCUGAGACAGAUGCAACGGAUUACAACGGACAUGCUCUUAUUAGUAAUGCCGGUCAUGAACAGGAUCCUGAACCGCUUUUGCCGGCCAAUCCAUUGGCUGUUGAGCCUGCACAAGCGUCUGUGGAGAGAAGAGUAACUUCAAUGACCAGCAGACUCCCAGCGGUUAGCUGGCCAACAAAUUUUGGAAAGAUAGCGGAACACGAAGAGCCUCAGAUCUCAGCCGUUUUGGUGCCGGAGUCGUGUAAUCCAUUUAUGGCCAGGCGCUGCCUGCAGAUGUCCGUGAUGGAGCCGGUCAGUGCGCACUACGCGCUGCUUCGCAACGAGGUGCUACGUAUCUUCAAGGAGCAGCACAUCUAUGAGCACUUUCGCAUGCUGCGAAACUACUUCUUUCUGCUGAACGGCGAGUUUGGGACACAGCUCACGGGCGGGAUUUUUGGCAACAUUAGGGCGGGCAUGGAUCCCCGCAGCCUGUGCCAGAAAGGUGUGCUGGACGUCAUUCUCAACAACGCGCUAGGAGGCUGUGCGGCGUCCGACGACACCCUUGUGGCACAGAAUCUCACAUUGGACUGCACAAAGAUACCGGAUGGCCUGGACUUUAUGUCGCUGGAGGCCACAGGCAUGCUGACGCUAAAGUGCAAGGUAAAUUGGCCGCUUAACUUGGUGAUUAGCGGUGAAACAAUCACCAAGUACGGGCAGAUCUUUGAGCAUCUGCUGAAGCUGCGGCACGUCACCUUUGUGCUCGAAGGCGCCUUCCAGCACCUACAGCACCUGGCCAAGCUGCACGGAGCAGCACUCCGCACUGCGCACCAGUUUAGGCACCUGCAGGCGGUGCGCCACAAGCUGUCGCACUUUAUGACCACGUUACAGACCCAUCUCGUUGCAAACGCGUUGCAGGCCACGUGGAACGCCUUCAAGAAGGACUUGUGUGGCUGCGACUCCAUCGAGGGUCUCUACCGGAUGCAUGUGGCGUAUUUGAAGCGGGUAGCAUUCCUGGCACUGCUCAAUCGUCGUAGCGCCAAGAUCAAAGAAACAAUUGACGGCAUUCUUGUGAUUGUGUUGAGGUUUUGCAAGGUUCUUCAGUCGCAGUCUUUCGUGAUCGACGGCGAGGUUUUUGUGCAUCCGCGCUACAAGCGCCUGGCGCACGAGGAGGCAGAGUUCGAGAAGUUCCUGCAAUACUUCAUCUACUUAGGCAACAAGUUGGCUGCCUCUGGGUACCAAGAAGAAAUCGGAGACCUGAUACGUGUUAUUAAUUUUAACAACUAUUACAAGUUAUCUGAGGGUGCCACAUCGACCAGCAAGAAUUAGAUGUAGUUAACGAGCGGCCAUUAUCGACAGAAACUGGUAUACGAUCUGUUCGAAGCAAGUGAGAAAAGGCUGUAUAAGAUUUUAAGGAUUGUUAGAAUGUAUGCUGCUUGAUCUUACUAGAACUUAAAGAAACCUGUAGCUAGUGUUUAUUAAAUAAUGUUGAAUUUUUCCCUAUGUAUAAAAUGACAAUUGUUUUAAUGGAAUAAAAAGAGCUA
Messenger RNA from Drosophila persimilis, 4348 nucleotides. RefSeq lists its product as uncharacterized. Bases 24 to 4133 code for a protein of 1369 amino acids. Gene Ontology annotation, molecular function: gamma-tubulin binding; microtubule minus-end binding. The transcript has 5 exons. The record is from RefSeq and is a predicted model, not a curated record. Gene Ontology annotation, biological process: spindle assembly; microtubule nucleation; meiotic cell cycle. Lineage: Eukaryota; Metazoa; Arthropoda; Insecta; Diptera; Drosophilidae. Gene Ontology annotation, cellular component: equatorial microtubule organizing center; gamma-tubulin complex; centrosome.